UCCGGCGUGUACCGUGCUUUUGGAUUCGUCUGGUACUACCAAAUCUUUUCAUUUUAUGUUUGUCAUUUUACUUUAAAGAUGGGUGAGAUUGAUGGCGAGGAGUCCGCUGCUGUGGAUGUGGUGCCUCAGGCUGAAGAUCCCAGGCCUCCCACUGCGGAGCUGCUGCGCGUCGGCCGUCGCCUACAGCGGCGCUCGGUCAGUCAGAGCAGCACCGACUCCACCUGCCACCCGGCGCACCCAGGAGCCGACCAGGCGGCUAACGACUCGGCCGGCAGCGGGAAGGCGGGCGACCUCUCCACCAGCGCCUCCGGACGACUGUCGACCCCGGCUGGUGGAACCCGGCCGGUGGACCCCCGGCUGGUGGACCCUGGCUGGUGUACUCCGCCCGGUGGACCCCGGCUGGUGGUGGCGCGCCGCGUGCCCUAUCCGCCUUCCACCCCCGUGGACCCGUGUCAGGCG
Messenger RNA from Amphibalanus amphitrite, 459 nucleotides. RefSeq lists its product as uncharacterized. NCBI's taxonomy places the organism in Eukaryota, Metazoa, Arthropoda, Thecostraca, Balanomorpha, Balanidae. The transcript has 5 exons. The record is from RefSeq and is a predicted model, not a curated record. The annotation marks the transcript as partial.